AUGUUUCUCCUCGUCGGUUUUAUCUUGACUGUAGUUGGUAGUGUAUGUUCGUUAGAGCGAAGUCUAACGCGAAUCGUUGGGCCGAUAUUUUUGGGAAUCGGCUUAGUGUUGUUGAUUUCAACCGUGGAGUAUACUCGCACCCGCCCAAGAAACAACAAUGCCGGACAAGGUAUAGCCGAACCGACUAGUCAAAUAGGAUCAACAACUCAAGUAGAAAUGGACAAUGUGACGACCACCACUCAAUAUCCUAGCCCUCAUGGCUUUCAACAGACGUACGGGCAAACACCCGAGUAUCCCUGGGGAACAGGACCGUAUCCGCCGCCACCCGCUGGAACUUUGUGUCAUCCGACGGGACCAGCUUAUCCUUCGUCCAGUCGGUACCCUUAUAAUUCUUCACAGAAUGGUCAGCCAGCAUACCCAACAGAGAUACCCCCACCCCCAUCGUAUGAAAGCGUUGUUGGCCAAAGUGACUCUGCUCAGAGUGCCCACACGAAGACGCAAGUUUAUUGA
Porites evermanni is the source of this 510-nucleotide messenger RNA. Lineage: Eukaryota; Metazoa; Cnidaria; Anthozoa; Scleractinia; Poritidae. The record is from the annotation of a GenBank genome assembly.